Molecule: messenger RNA, 1734 nt
Organism: Lagopus muta (rock ptarmigan)
Lineage: Eukaryota; Metazoa; Chordata; Aves; Galliformes; Phasianidae
Gene: MIIP
Product: migration and invasion inhibitory protein
Biological process (GO): negative regulation of G2/M transition of mitotic cell cycle; negative regulation of cell migration
Source: RefSeq, a predicted model, not a curated record
AGCAUCAGCCGGGUUCUGCCUCCGCCCCUGUUUUGUCCCCGCAGGGAGGCGGAGCCGCUGUCCCCGCGCAUGCCCGGAGGCCGCUGCGCUGCGGGAACGGCGGUGGGUCCGGGGCUGCCCGGGGGAAGCCCGAAGCGAGGGCGGGGAUCCCCGGCUGUGCGGCGCAGGAGGACACGUCCAUAGGAUGGAGUCAGAGCACCUCAGGUUGCGUCAGGCCAACCAGGACCUUCUACAAAGGCUCAGAGUGAAGCAGGAAGAGAUAAGAAAAAGUCUUCCCAGCAAGCCGCUUCUUCCAGCAUCUCUUUGUAAUAGAGCAACUGCUGAAGCAUCUGUCCCCUUGCCCAAGAGAGGGAAGGAAAAUCAAGUUGAUGGUGUGUUCACACAGCACGAUCCUGCAACGUUGGUGUCUGUGGAACCCAGAGCUUGCACAGCCAGAGCAGCCCUUUGUUCAUCACUCAAACACAGCAGCAAUGACAGAGGGGUGCAGCAACAAACGAGGAUGCAGGAAUCAGUUUUGCAAUCCUGCUUUCCUGCUAAAGAGAAAAAUCUUAUACCUGUGUCUGCAGUCAUUACAUGUGAGAGAGAAACUUGUGGACUGGUUGGGGAUAGCCAUGCUCAAGGAAGUGCAGAGGAAGACUCCUUCCUUCUAGGACGUGAAAAGAACAGAAGACAGACUACUCUUCCACGUGGUUCCAGUGAGAAGAAUGAGCUUAGGGGUCAUUUGGACCCAUCAGCAAACAGAGUACAAAGUGAAGAGACCUCCAAGGAAGCCACAACACCUAAAUCAAUCCUGCUGACAUCUCAGUCCAAAGGGUUGAAGAAGGAAGCUGGUCAUGUGAGUUUUCAAGCUGAGCCUGAAGAACACACUGUGCCUGUGAGUAGCUGGUCCGUGCGUCCGUUCCUGGGCUAUGACUGGAUUGCAGGGCUUCUAGAUACAAACUCUUCAGUGGAAGAAAAAUCUGAUCAAUAUUUUGCUGAGCUCCACGAGUUUCGACAGGCCAACAAAGAAGCAUGUAUCUCUGAGCAGCACAUGGAGACUGAGCCUCUGGAAUGCAUAAUUCCUGAACAAGACUUGAUAGCCAGCUCCCAUAAAUGUGUUUACUGUUACCGAUUAAACCAGCGCCUCUUUCCUGUCCCUAUGGAUUCAGAUUCUGCCUGUCCUGUAUGUAAGGUCCCACGUACCCACCAGCCCCCAGAGACACUGGAAGAGCCAGCCUAUGUCAGGGUCAGCAUUCCCAGGUCUACUCUUAUGCCUGCCUACAAAUACAAAGCUCACUGCAGGAAAAGCUUUGAACCAGCAGACAGCCUUGCGUUACCUUCGCAUUGCCUGGUUGGCUGGGAAAAUACCAUUCCUUCCAGUGACCCCACAGUCAGCAGUUUGGAUCUGCAAGCUUCACUGAAAGAGAAACCUCACCAUCCCUCUCACCUGGUAAGGAUAGCUUGUAAACAGUCGUGGAGAUGUGAAUUACAUGUAUAGGAAGUGUUGUUCUGACUCUCUGAAGAGUAUGAUAAUCAUCAAUGGCUAAGCAAAAGAAAAAGCCUGGAAGAUUUUUCUCAUAUCUCCAAAGAAAGGUUGUUCCCUGCGCUCUGUAAACUAGAAUUAAAAAAAAAAAAAAAAAGCAAGUGGAACUGGAUAAUAGCAGUGUGUAGACAAAAGCCUGUUCAGCUCCCCAGGUCUUCAGCAAAAUAGGAGCAGUCCCUUAUUUGGCAUUAUUUGAUUAAUGAUGUCUUCGU